AGACGUACUGUCUGUUGUGCACACAAGCAAACGUUCUAACUCUUCUGAAACAAAUGCUAAGGCAGCUCUUUUUUUAUACUACACUAUAUAGUACUAAAAAAUCUGAGAAAGCGCCCACACUCUUUCACACACACAGAUACAGAUAUGGCUUCCUCCAGUAUUCUCCUGUCUGAAGAGCAGUUCCUGUGCUCUAUCUGUCUGGAUGUGUUCACUGAGCCAGUCACCACUUCUUGUGGACACAACUUCUGCAUUGACUGUAUCACAAAGUACUGGAAUAGCAAGGACCUGUGUCACUGUCCGCUGUGUAAGGAGAAAUUCUCCAAACGACCUAAACUUCGUGUCAACACAAUGUUAAGAGAAGUUGUAGGGAAUUUUAAAAGCUUGAGAGACAGAGGUAAAGAUGAGUCCCCUGCCAAACUUGGAAAAGUGCCCUGUGACGUCUGCACUGGGACGAAGCGCAAGGCCCUGAAGUCCUGCCUGGUGUGUCUGGCUUCUUACUGUGAGACUCACCUGGAUCCUCAUCAUAUAGCCCCAGCCUUCAAGAGGCACAAACUGGUCGACCCUGUGGAGAACCUGGAAGACAGGAUGUGCAAGAAGCAUGACAGACUCCUGGAGCUGUUCUGUAGGACUGACCAGACAUGUGUGUGUCAAACAUGUGUGUGUCAAGCAGACCACAAGACUCAUGACACUGUCCCUAUAGAGGAAGAGUGUGGAGAGAGGAAGGCUCAGCUGGGGAAAACUGAGGCAGAAGUGCAGCAGAUAAUCCAGGAGAGACUGAAGAAGGUUAAAGAGAUCAAACUCUCAGUAGAUCUCAGCAAGAGAGAUGCAGAGAGGGAGAGAGCAGACAGCAUACAGGUCUUCACUGCUUUGGUUCACUCCAUUGAGAAAAGCCAGGCGGAACUGAUUGAGGUGAUUGAGGAGAAGCAGAAAGCAGUAGAGAGGCAGGCUGAAGGGCUCAUUAAAGAACUGGAUCAGGAAAUCACUGAGCUAAAGAGGAGAAGCACUGAUCUGAAGCAGCUCUCACAGACUGAGGACCACCUCCAACUUCUCCAGAGCUUCCCAUCCAUAGUGUGCACACCUCAACCCACCAAGGACUGGUCUGAGAUCAGUGUUCACAGUGAUCUGUGUGUGGGGACUGUUAGGAAAGCAGUGUCUCAGCUGGAGGAGACACUGAAUAAAGAGAUGGAGAAGCUGCCUGAAGUCAAACUGAAGAGGAUUCAGCAGUAUGCAGUGGAUGUGACUCUGGACCCUGAUACAGCAAAUCUCUAUCUCAUCCUGUCUGAGGAUGGGAAACAAGUAAGACUUCAAAAUACACCACAGAAACUUCCUGACAAUCCAAAAAGGUUUAAUCAGUAUUUAAUUGUCCUUGGAAAGGAUGGCUUCUCCUCAGGAAGAUUUUAUUAUGAGGUGACAGUUAAGGGGAAGACUGACUGGGAUUUAGGAGUGGCCAGAGAGUCCACUGACAGGAAGGGGAUUAUAUCACCUAGUUCUGAGGAUGGAGUCUGGACUGUGGUCCUGAGGGAUUGGAAUCAGUACACAGCCUGUGCCUCCCCCAAGUUUCUCUCCCUGAUAGAGAAACCCCAGAAGGUGGGCGUGUUUGUGGACUAUGAGGUGGGUCAGGUCUCCUUUUAUGAUGUGGAGGCCAAGUCUCAUAUCUACUCUUUCACUGGCUGCACUUUCACUGAGAAGCUCUACCCAUACUUCAGCCCCUGUGAUAAUGAUGAUGGUAAAAACUCAGCUCCUCUCAUCAUAUCUCCUGUCAAUCACACACACUGAUUAAACAAUGGAACUAACUUAUAACUUACAAAUCAUGAAAUAUAUCAAUAUAUUUACAAAAUAGUAUAUUUAUUCAUGUGACAUGGCACACGAUUAGAAUAUCCACAGAUGUCCUCUGAAAUAGUAUCAACAAAUGAAAAUGGAAACUGUUUUGUACAUCUAAACCACGGAUAAUAAAUGCUUGUAUUUGCUGAAAACGAAGACUAUCAACUGGAAUGAAUUUAAAUAAAAGUUAUACAAGGUA
Molecule: messenger RNA, 2020 nt
Organism: Salmo salar (Atlantic salmon)
Lineage: Eukaryota; Metazoa; Chordata; Actinopteri; Salmoniformes; Salmonidae
Product: E3 ubiquitin-protein ligase TRIM21
Molecular function (GO): zinc ion binding; protein binding
Source: RefSeq, a predicted model, not a curated record